Messenger RNA from Acanthisitta chloris (rifleman), 1070 nucleotides. It is a transcript of the gene ADAMTS10, whose product is annotated as ADAM metallopeptidase with thrombospondin type 1 motif, 10. Lineage: Eukaryota; Metazoa; Chordata; Aves; Passeriformes; Acanthisittidae. The annotation marks the transcript as partial. Gene Ontology annotation, cellular component: extracellular matrix. The record is from RefSeq and is a predicted model, not a curated record. Gene Ontology annotation, biological process: extracellular matrix organization. Gene Ontology annotation, molecular function: metalloendopeptidase activity. The transcript has 7 exons.
CACUGAGAGGGGAGGGUGGUGAAUACUACAUCAAUGGGAAGCUCUCCAUCGAUCCCCCCCGGCGCUUUGACAUCGCUGGCACAACAUUCCACUACAGGAGAUCCCCAGAGGAGCCCGAGUCACUGGAGGCCUUGGGACCUACCAACAUCACCCUCUUUGUCAUGGUGCUUGUGAGGACGGAGCUGCAGGGGAUCCGGUACAAGUUCAACGCACCCAUUGGCAGAGAUGGCUCCAAUCAGUAUUCCUGGCACUACACCCCAUGGACCAAAUGCUCAGUGCUGUGUGCAGGGGGCAGCCAGAUCCAGUCUGUGGUAUGCAAGAAACUUUCCGAUGGCUCAAUCGUCUCCAACCAUUUCUGUAACUCUGAAACCAAACUAUCCGAGCGGCAGAGGUCGUGCAAUACCGAACCAUGUCCCCCAGCGUGGGUGAUUGGGAACUGGUCGGAAUGCAGCCGAAGCUGCAAUGAAGGCGUCCGCACACGCAGCGUCUUCUGCAAGCGUAAGAUCUCUGCCACUGAUGACAAGACCUUGGAUGAUGCUUCUUGCUCCCACCCACGGCCAAAAAUGCUUGAGCCAUGCAACAACCAGACGUGCCCUCCAGAGUGGGUUGCCCUGGACUGGUCAGAGUGCACCCCAAACUGUGGACCAGGCUUCCGCCACCGCAUCGUCCUCUGCAAGAGUGGUGACCACAGUGCAACUCUGCCCACCUCCCAGUGCCACGAGGGCUCCAAACCCCCCACCAGCAUGAGGUGCAACCUGCGGCGCUGCCCACCGCCCCGCUGGGUCACUGGCGAGUGGGGAGAGUGUUCUGCCCAGUGUGGCCUUGGCCAGCAAAGAAGAUCCGUCCAGUGCCUGGCUCACACUGGGCAGCCAUCCAGUGACUGUGUGGAGACCCUGCAGCCACCUGGAAUGCAGCAGUGUGAGACCAAGUGUGAGUCAGGACCUACAGACAACCCUGAAGAGUGCAAGGAUGUGAACAAGGUGGCCUACUGCCCACUCGUCCUGAAGUUCAAGUUCUGCAGCCGGACCUAUUUCCGACAGAUGUGCUGUAAAACAUGCCAGGGGCACUAG